Molecule: messenger RNA, 6377 nt
Organism: Misgurnus anguillicaudatus (oriental weatherfish)
Lineage: Eukaryota; Metazoa; Chordata; Actinopteri; Cypriniformes; Cobitidae
Source: RefSeq, a predicted model, not a curated record
AACAAAUACACAAAAUAACGUUGUUUCUUAACAAUGAAAUAGGUGCCCUUAAGUCAUUAAAUGAUAGACAAUGACUUUACGCCACCUACUGGUUAGUCUGAUAAACUGUAGGCAGCCUCCUAUUUUGACAGCUUUGUGUCAUUUUGUCUCCUGUUUAGUGAGCUUGAUUAGGCUACAUGUUACAAUCGUUAACUGGUGUUUCGAUCUUUGAGCAUUUUCUGAAAAACGACAAACCUUAACUAAAACCUCUGCAGCUCUUAGAGCUUAUGGUCUGUGGUACCUCACAUCAUCAUCAUCUGGGCAGACGCACAUUUUACCAACGCAAAACAACCAAACUUCUUUUUUGGGGGCGGAUUCUUAUUUUGAUUUUAUGGCAUCUAACUUAUUGGUUGUGAACCAAACUAAUCAAACUGAAUCAUUGUAAUCGUUUUAUCAUUGGUCAUUACUUCCAUUCAUCAAAACUUUGUUGACUAGGCAUUGGCUGGCUUUAUUUUUGCUUCAUCCAAUCAAAACCUAAGGUGCACAAACUGACACCUCACUUACCCAAUGAUGCACUCCCUGGGCAUUCUCAAACCUUUUCUGAUUGGACAAAACAGAAAAAAAGUAUCUACUGGUACAGGAAGACUUUUCAGUGAUAAGAAUAUUGAAAAUAAACAUGAUCGAUCAUACUAACCGGAAGCGCGGAGGUAAACAAAGGAAAUAUUUCGGGAUUUUCCCCCACUUUUCGUUGUUUUGGAUUAAAUGUGGGAUGCAUUUUGAAGAGUGGACCCUUAUGUUGCAAUGUAUGCAGUGUUUUUUGGAUUUGUACGAAAUGAUCAGAACCAUAUGAGAUGUUAUAAUCCCAUCGUCUUUUUUCGAAGACCGGGGCGCUUUUCUCUGGACAAGUUUCUUUCUGGAUUGGACAACGGGUCGACUCUCUUGUUUAUCAAGAAGAAUCGGCCCGUGGUUACAAUCCGAAGGGAUUUGUCCGCUCAUGAGCUCACCGUGCCCUCCGUCCCGGAGUCUCAGGAGGAGGCGCUCGGUGAACCGUGCGGUCAGCGGGAGAGAGAGACUGAGGAUGCUGAGGUUCAGAGCUCGGUGAGCGGAGCCGCCGCUCCUCAGACUCCUGCGGUCCAGACAGCAGAGGAAGCCUGUCCAGAUGAGAAGACCAUGAUUGAGGAUGAAGACUUUGAGGAGGAGGGGUCAGAGUCUUCAUCCCUUCAUGAGCCUUCUUCAUUGUCUGGUUCAGGCUCUGAGUCCAGCUCCCUUAGCAAAGGGAGUUCCUCUGUUGUUGCUGACCGUAGUGGGGACGAGCCACUCGCCAUCCAACCAGCAGCAUGUCUGCCGUGGAUCGGUCGGGUGGUCUCGAGAGCUGAGCUUAAGCCACCAGCUCCCAGGAAAGGUUUUCCGCAGUGGAGUGAUCUGUGGCACAGGGUGGACCUCAACGGAUCCCGUGAGAAGUCCACACCACCAUCCUCCACACAGGCAGCUGGCACACAUCAGGAGAAUAGCACAGAGACUAAAGAUCUCAAGGCGAGGGCGGAGAUUUUAGUCUCUGAAUUGGUCCGUUUCUCCGGAUGUGUUUCUGUUUCUGCAGAAUUCCGAUUUAAGUUAGGGCAAAUGUUGGUGAGCUUUGCCCUGACCUCUGAGGCGGCAUGCACUCUCGCGAGGGAGACAUUGGACCGGGAAAUGCUCCGUCUGCGUAAAGAAGAGAGUUCGCCCCAGACAUUGAUUCACCUUUACAGGUUCAUAAAGAGGUUUCCCAUGAUAUUUAUUGGUAUGAAAUGCCAACUCCAUCAAUGGGUCCUCGAGGAUCUUGAAGAUCCAGACCUCGUUUCAGAGGAUGAGGAUGGACCAGCUGAGAUCGCUCCUGCUGACGCUCCAGCUGAGGGCCCCCUCUUACCGGCUCCUCUGGCUGUUCCAGAGCCUCCACCAGGUCUCCUCUUUCUCCCGUCACCUGCUCCACAGCCUUCAGUGGAGGUCCUCUCCUCCCGUCCUCCUGCACCUGCUCCACAGCCUUCAGUGGAGGUCCUCUCCUCUCCGGCUCCAUUGGCUGUUCCAGAGCCUCCACCAGGCCUCCUCUUCUUCCCGGCACCUUCACCUGCUCUGCAGCCUUCAGUGGAGGUCCUCUCCUCCCGUCCUCCUGCACCUGCUCCACAGCCUUCAGUGGAGGUCCUCUCCUCUCCGGCUCCAUUGGCUGUUCCAGAGCCUCCACCAGGCCUCCUCUUCUUCCCGGCACCUUCACCUGCUCUGCAGCCUUCAGUGGAGGUCCUCUCCUCUCCGGCUCCAUUGGCUGUUCCAGAGCCUCCACCAGGUCUCCUCUCCUCCCCUCCUCCUGCACCUGCUCCACAGCCUUCAGUGGAGGUCCUCUCCUCCCGUCCUCCUGCACCUGCUCCACAGCCUUCAGUGGAGGUCCUCUCCUUCCCGGCUCCUUUGGCUGUUUCAGAGCCUCCACCAGGUCUCCUCUUCUUCCCGGCACCUGCUCCGCAGCCUUCAGUGGAGGUCCUUUACUCCCCUCCUCCUGCACCUGCUCCGCAGCCUUCAAUGGAGGUCCUCUCCUUCCCUCCUCCUGCACCUGCUCCACAGCCUUCAGUGGAGGUCCUCUCCUUCCCGGCUCCUUUGGCUGUUCCAGAGCCUCCACCAGGUCUCCUCUUCUUCCCGGCACCUGCUCCGCAGCCUUCAGUGGAGGUCCUUUACUCCCCUCCUCCUGCACCUGCUCCACAGCCUUCAGUGGAGGUCCUCUCCUUCCCGGCUCCUUUGGCUGUUCCAGAGCCUCCACCAGGUCUCCUCUUCUUCCCGGGAUCUGCACCUGCUCCGCAGCCUUUAGUGGAGGUCCUGUCCUCUCCUCCUCCAGCACCUGCUCCGCAGCCUUUAGUGGAGGUCCUGUCCUCUCCUCCUCCAGCACCUGCUCCGCAGCCUUUAGUGGAGGUCCUGUCCUCUCCUCCUCCAGCACCUGCUCCGCAGCCUUUAGUGGAGGUCCUGUCCUCUCCUCCUCCAGCACCUGCUCCGCAGCCUUCAGUGGAGGUCCUUUACUCCCCUCCUCCUGCACCUGCUCCGCAGCCUUCAGUGGAGGUCCUCUCCUUCCCUCCUCCUGCACCUGCUCCACAGCCUUCAGUUGGGAACACUCCUUCAUCCUCUCAACUUUCACCUCCUCACGGUCAAGUGACUCCUCUCGCUUCUCCUCCUUCCCUGCCUCCGUCUAGGAAGCGUCGGGCUCCUUCAUCUACAGAGCAAAGUAUUAGAGUUCAGGGUAAGGCGGAGGUGUUACCAAAGAGAGCCAGACUGUGUCCAUCAAUCAGUGGUAUUAAAGCUCAACCCUCAUCUCCUUAUAGCCCAUUGGUUUCAGUUUCACCUCCUCAGCCGCCUCCGUCCUUUCAGUAUACAGAUAAAAUUGUGUACAUGGAGGUUGGGAACACUCCUUCAUCCUCUCAACUUUCACCUCCUCACGGUCAAGUGACUCCUCUCGCUUCUCCUCCUUCCCUGCCUCCGUCUAGGAAGCGUCGGGCUCCUUCAUCUACAGAGCAAAGUAUUAGAGUUCAGGGUAAGGCGGAGGUGUCACCAAAGAGAGCCAGACUGUGUCCAUCAAGCAGUGAUAUUAACGCUCAACCCUCAUCUCCUAAUGGCCCAUUGGUUUCAGUUUCACCUCCUCAGCCGCAGAUGCCUCCGUCUUUUCAGUAUACAGAUAAAAUUGAGUACAUGGAGGUUGGGAACACUCCUUCAUCCUCUCAACUGUCACCUCCUCGUGGUCAAGCCCCUCCUCUCGCCUCUCCUCCUUCCCUGCCUCCGUCUAGGAAGCGUCUGGCUCCUUCAUCUACAGAGGAUGAGAUGGAGCCGGCACCAAAGAGGGCCAAACUCUAUGGGCUGUCGGCUCGGGUCACUCCUCCUCUUUCCCAAACGCCAUCAUCCUCUCAGCAAAUUAAAGUAAAUGCUACAAAGGUCAAUCGUUCUUCGGUUUCUCAACCUUCAUCUAAUCACAAUCAUCAAAUCCAGCAAGUUUAUCCUCUUGCCUCUCCUCCUCCUCGUCGCUGUUGCAAGCGUCCGCCACCUUGUAGUUCACAGGAAGCAUCUGAAGGCAUGGUCUCCAUGAAGAAAAAGCCAAGACUUAAUGGAUUGUUUUAAAAAAAAAAGUCAAGAAGUGGAGACCCAACCUCACCUCCUCAAACCCCAUCCCCAUGAGCAGCAAAAAAAUAAAAAAUAUUUUUUAUUAAAGAAAGUGUAGUGCAGAAAACAAAAAUGAGAAAGAUUGUUUGUGACGCAUUCAUUAUGUUCAUUUAUUAUGACAAACUUUAAUGUGAUUAUCAGCCGCAUCAAAUGAAAAGAGCAAAAAUCAUGAUCAGGUUUUACCAACAUUUCCAUCAUCCACUAGAAACCAUGUACAGCCAAACUUACUGUAAACCUAAUAAGACAAAGACCCAAGUUAGGUUAAAAUCACUGGGAGAGAAACUAAACUUAGACUAAAGUUUCUCUGUUCUCCUUUAAUUCAUAUAUUAACACUAACAGGACAGAUCACAGAUGAGUUCAAACAGUUAACUGUAAACUAACUUUAAAUCAAUUCAAGAUCUUUACAUCUAAUAAUCUGAUUACAAGCUUAAAAGAUCAGAAGGUUUUAUAAAGGUCUCCCUACAGCUUAUGACAUAUAAUAUAUGAGAGAUUUCUGACUAUGACGUGGACGACCAAUGAAAACGUCACUUGACCACAAAUCAUUUCAGAAGAGUAAAUAAUCUUUUAUUUUAUAUCUAAAGGUGAAAACAUCUGUAAGAGAGAUCUGUAUAUGAACUGUUGACUGUUAAUGUUUGUAUAUAGGACAUGAUUCACAUUGUUUUCUUUAUGCAUUCAGGGGUCUUGAUGGCCACAUAAAGGAGGUGACCUAUAAAGCAGCACAACAUUUUAUUCAACUGUUUCAGAGGUAAGUCAUUUUAUUAAAAAUUUUACUUUGUAAAGUCACUGUUUUAUUAUUAGAAGUCAUUUAAAUUGAUAAACAUCCGGAGAUUUAUUCAUAAAAACAUUAACACACAGUGUUUCUGUUCAUCUCAUGUUAUUCUUGAGUAUCUAUAGAUUAGUAAUUCAUCCUAAAGAGUGUUUAGGUUGAUCAGAUUUAUUAAAGACAGAUCAGCUUUACCUCUGGAGGUGUACCGCGGGCGGAGCGAAUCAAGAGCAAGCAACACACACAAAACAUUAUCUCACUAUCUCUGGAUAACUUAUGAUUCACUUCAUGUUCAUAUCGAUGAUUGCCAAUAAAACACAGACAUUUGAUUCAGUUGGGACCGCCUCUUUUCAAUGAAAUCCAGCUUUAAACAAACACACACGCACAACUCCACUGUUACUCUGUUUCAGGGUUUAUUUUAGUUAAUGACAUUUAGCUUCAGGGGACGUCUGCGCAUGCGAGCACUUAUGAUGAGCAUUCAGGAGCACAUAUUCAGUGCAAUAUUAUAAUGUUAAAGCAGUUUUAUUACAUUUACAGUUGCAAAUAUCAAUUGCUGUCUAUUUCUGUCUUAGAAAAUGUGUGUUUUCUUUUUGAAAAUAAAAUAUUUUUUAAUAAAAUUGAUUGUUGUUUGUGAUUGGAUUGAAUACUAUACAUUUAAUUAUGUUUAUUAUUAAUAUAUCUCCAAGUAUCAGUGGAUGGAUAAAUUAACCACAAGUUACAAUUCCAUCAGUUCAUUAAUGUUACUAUACAGUACAUUUCCACAUCAAUUCUGUCAAUUCAUAACAAAUUAUUCAUGCCUGCAAUCUCUGAUAGUUAUGUGCAUUUAACCUGACCCACACAAUGACACAGGUCUUUCUUUUCACACUUCUGAUCCUUACCGUCCUCUGUACAUUCGAUCUGUAGUUAGUCUUUUUCUAAAGCACCUUUUAAUUUAAAAAAAGAAGAAAAAAAAAGAAAAGGGGGGGCCUUUUGCAGCUACUUUCCUGAGCUAUCUUUUUUAGACAAAGAGAAAUGGAGAUAUUUGGAUACAUUAAAUGAUAAAAGGACAUAUUAUAAGAUGUUACUAUGGGCACUAAUGUAACAUUUCCAUUCUCCACUUCUGUCACAGGAGAUUGUUCAAGAAAAUGAAUUAUUAUUAUUAUUAGUGUAGUGUACUGAAAAGCAUUACACAAAAUUAUUGAAAAUCUGUAAGGACUGUAAAGAGGAUUUACAAUUAAUAGAAGGUGCAUUAUGACAUUAAGUCAGUCAGUCAUGUCUCUGUUCAUUCAAUUCCUGUUUGUUGGAGCUUUUAGUGAGUUGUUACUGGGUCUGGCUGAUAUAACAUACAUUAGGGUAAAAAAUAGAAAAAAUAAAACGCAUAAUUAUAUAAACACGUUUUCAGUGUUUUUUAUUUGUUCUAAAUGGUUGUAGGAGCCAUUUUGUUGAUGUCCACUAGGUGGCACUUGGUGAGCUAUAUAAUUAAGCACAAGUCUAA